Messenger RNA from Botrytis cinerea B05.10, 1692 nucleotides. RefSeq lists its product as hypothetical. NCBI's taxonomy places the organism in Eukaryota, Fungi, Ascomycota, Leotiomycetes, Helotiales, Sclerotiniaceae. The coding region runs from base 358 to 1314 and encodes 318 amino acids. The record is from RefSeq and is a predicted model, not a curated record. The transcript has a single exon.
GAAGGCCAAGGCCACUGUCCGCAAUUGCACAGUAUCCAUAUAUACUAGAAUCAGAUCUUAUCUACUCUUUUCAACGACUUCUCUAUUAGAAGACAACCAUGCUCACAUGCGUGCUGUUUACUUUUAGCGAUGUUACUUCCCAGCCACUUGAAUUAUCAAUUGUCACGGGAACAAAGCAAAGCAAUCCCAGCCUUCACCACGCGUAAAUGAAAAGAUUCCUUCCCAGCCUCCAUAAACAAAUUGCAUGAGGUAUGUAUAAUAUGAUGCAUCUCAUUAUUCCAUGUAAGCCCUUCUAAUCUCAGACAAUAAACAAUUGUUCUCGAGUUCAUUCCUAUAUAUUUACAAAUUGAUGCAACCAUGCGUCUGAAUACUUCCACUUCCAAUAUUUUUGCGUUGUCCACGCUCUUUUUGCUAUCAUCAGGGCUCCCAGUGAUUCAAAAAGAUGUUAUUUCGGUGGAACAUGUAAAGAGGGCUACGUACUCGGUUGUCAAUGUUCAGGGAGAUUCUUCAACCUCCAUAAGUAGUGGAAAUGGGAAAGCAACUACUGUCAUAGAAACAGUCACCAAAACCGAGGAGCCGACAACAAAAACUGUGAUCGAGACCGGGUUGACUACAACUACAAAUCACGUUUUCUCAACUCAGACUGUGAAAGGUUCUGAUACAACCGAGACUACUUCAGUUACUGUUACACCAUCUCCGACCACAGUCAUUAGCGUCAGUUAUUCAGUUGUGGAUAUUUCUGCAGCGACUACUUCCAAAUCUUCAUCAAAAGAAGUCUCUACCUCUGCAAGCUCCUCUGCAAGCUCCACUCCUUCGGUAUCCUUAUCUAGUUCAUCAAGAACAGCAACGACUAGUUCGGCAAUUAUCACAUCUAGUGCGUCAGGAUCAUCAAAACCAUCUGAGUCAUUGACACAAUCGACUUCAUCCACAACAGCCACGACGUCAACUUCAACCACACAGUUGACCGCAUCGCCUUUGACUUCUUUCAGUGCUUCCGAAUCAUCCACUGCAGUCGAAUCUUCCUCGACGCUAUCUUCAGUGAUCCCCAGCGUCACCAGCUUGAUUACUUCCCAAGAAUCUAGUCCGACUCCAACUCUCGAAUCACAGUCAAGCACAUGCACCGACGAGACCUCAUCCGUUUCAUUCCCCACCACUACUCCAUCGUCUCCGUGGGUGCCUUCUUACACUGGAAUAUUGUCGAGUUGGCCUGCUAUUACAGCCCUCCCUUCAGCCACUACUACCUCCUACGAUAGUGGAAACUCGUUCACUAGCUAUCCUCUGUGGAAUUCCACGACUACUAUACCUACAAAGUGAGCAAGUUUUGACUCAUUACUCUGAAUGCUCGACCACCCCUUAGUUUUUGAGGGAUGUUACACCGCAAGGGGAAUUCUUGUGACAGAAGGUUCAUGUUGAAACCACGUUGCCUCCCUGGCAUUCGGCGAGUGAUGAAAUGAGAUUAGGCCGAAAACCAAGUUUGUGAUCCAAUCUAACAGCUCGGAAAAUGUGCUUGGUUUUGUAUUUAUGUAUACAUCUUGGGAUGGCAAGAUUUAUUUGGAGUUAAGGAAUUAUAUGGCGCCAAGAGCUGGCAAGCCUUUUAUAUUAAUGAUCACACGAGGGAUACGAAGAGAUACAGUAGUGCUAUAUAAGAUGUCGAGAUCCAAGGUACUCAAUAAUGAAGAUAAUUAAGAUUCA